UUGAAGCCAGCUUCAGCUUCAGAUCUUAAAUCGCAAAGCAAACCAGAGCGAUAAAGGUUUUAGGAUUUUGCAAGGAAUUAUUCAAUUCGAAAUGUGCAACACAGUUAUAGGCUCACAUUUCAUGUAUUUGUAAGUCGCCGGAAUCAUAGAGAGAGGAGAGAGAAUGGGGACCGCCACCGCGUUAGCGCCGGGGCUGUCACGGAAGCUGAAGAAGGUGCUAGAGACUCGCACUGAUAGUCCCGAUCUGCUCGCCUCACUCAACACAAUCUCCACAUUUUAUUCCGAGAACACUCCUCACGCCCGCCGGAAUCUCCGAUCCACCAUCGAGAAGCGCGGCCUCUCUAUUAACGAGGAGUUCCUGGAAGCCUCCUCCUCCGCCCAAGAGGCCUUGGAUCGUGUCGAGGAAGAGGUGAAUGCCCUGGCUGAAUGUUGCGAUAAGAUUGCAAAGGCUUUAGGCAACUGUAAUGCUACAACUGGUGAUAUAAUCAGUACAACGGAGAGGCUCAAACAGGAGCUUGAAAAUACUACACAGAGGCAAGAGAUAGCAUCAUGCUUUCUUCGUGAUUAUCAGCUCUCUAAUGAUGAGAUAAAUGCACUACGUGAGGAGGACCUGACUGAAAACUUUUUUAAAGCACUUGCUCAUGUUCAUGAAAUCCAUGCCAACUGCAAAGUGCUGCUACGAACUCACCAUCAGCGAGCAGGUCUUGAGCUUAUGGAUAUGAUGGCUGUCUACCAAGAAGGAGCAUAUGAACGAUUAUGCAGGUGGGUCCAAGCUGAGUGUAGGAGACUUGGGGAUGUUGACAAUCCUGAAGUUGGUGAGCUCCUAAAAACUGCUGUCAGAUGCCUUAAAGCAAGGCCAGUUCUUUUCAAGUACUGUGCAGAAGAGGUAGCAAAUAUGAGGCAUAAUGCACUCUUCAGAAGAUUUAUUAGUGCCCUCACUCGUGGAGGACCUGGUGGACUACCUAGGCCAAUUGAAGUUCAUGCUCAUGACCCUUUAAGAUAUGUAGGAGAUAUGCUGGGAUGGUUGCAUCAGGCCUUGGCAUCUGAAAGAGAACUUGUUCUUGCAUUGCUUUAUCCUGAUUCAACUGUAGAUACUGGAUCAAUUGCUCAGAGAUUUUCCAAUGAUAGUGAUGUCGGAAAGACAGAAACAGAUACAGACUUGACAUUUGUUCUGGACAGAAUCUUUGAGGGAGUCUGUCGUCCAUUUAAAGUGAGAGUUGAACAAGUUUUGCAGUCUCAACCAAACCUUAUAGUUUCAUAUAAGCUCAAUAAUACACUGGAGUUUUACAGCCAUACUAUAUCAGAUCUGCUGGGGAGAGAAACAGCUCUGUGCAAUACUCUUUGGGCUCUUAAGGACGCUGCUCAGAAAACUGUCUUCGACAUACUAAAAGCUCGAGGAGAGAAGCUGUUACGUUAUCCUCCCUUAGUUUCUGUUGAUCUUUCUCCACCUCAGGCACUGAGAGAAGGAGUUUCACUGCUUCUGGAAAUAAUUGAGACAUAUGAUAGUAUGAUGGUUCCCAUGUCAGGAAAAGAUCCUGCAUUUGAACCUGUCAUAUCUGCUUUGUUAGAUCCUAUUAUUCAGAUGUGUGAACAAGCAGCUGAGGCACACAAGUCGAAGGGGAUUCAGCCAUCAAGGAGAAGUAGUAGAGUCGGUACAGACCAUCCAGCUCAACCCCGCAGAUCAUCUAUAGAUGCUCUUCUGGAUAACAGCAAUUCUGUCCUUUCAUCUCAGACCCGCGAAGCACCUUCAAGGAUAUUCCUGAUCAACUGCUUAUGCGCCAUCCGGCAACCAUUGGUAGGACAUGAUGUUGCUUCUGAAUACGUGAAGAAGCUCGGAGCACUGAUAGAAAACCACCUUCACAGCCUUGUAGAAAAGGAAGUCGACACAGUCUUGCGACAAUGUGGUUUGUCAAACAAGAUGUCUCAUUUCCACAAUUCUUUGAACGACGCAGGUGCAGACUCCAUUCCCAGCCAGCCACUGGCUGAGAUGGAAGACAUGAUGCCUGCUGCCCUUUCGGACUGUCUAAAGGCCUUCUUUGGGCUCGUUUUGGGAAGUGAAAGCUCAUUGCCUGAGUUUGAGCAGAUACAGGCUCCGAGUCUGCGUUCAGAAGCUUGCUCUCAGCUGUCUAGAUCACUUGCUGAAGCAUAUGAAGUCAUCUACAAGGGAAUUAUGGACCCGAAAAACGGGUAUCCAGAUCCAAGGUCGCUCGCGAGGCAUCCUCCCGAUCAAAUACGAACCAUUUUGGGGAUUUGAAGCUGCUGAUCAUGCCUCUCAUUAUAUAGUUACACUCUUUUCUUUGUCGAUGUUUCCAAGAUUUUGUAUACUCAAUUACUGAAAUUUCUGUAAGCUUAGUUAUACCUCAAUGAAUUGAGUUUUACUAA
Molecule: messenger RNA, 2382 nt
Organism: Salvia hispanica
Lineage: Eukaryota; Viridiplantae; Streptophyta; Magnoliopsida; Lamiales; Lamiaceae
Product: oligomeric golgi complex subunit
Biological process (GO): intra-Golgi vesicle-mediated transport
Cellular component (GO): COG complex
Source: RefSeq, a predicted model, not a curated record